Molecule: messenger RNA, 464 nt
Organism: Empidonax traillii (willow flycatcher)
Lineage: Eukaryota; Metazoa; Chordata; Aves; Passeriformes; Tyrannidae
Gene: MRPL54
Product: mitochondrial ribosomal protein L54
Exons: 3
Coding region: 1-366 (121 amino acids)
Cellular component (GO): mitochondrial large ribosomal subunit
Molecular function (GO): structural constituent of ribosome
Source: RefSeq, a predicted model, not a curated record
AUGGCCGCCCGGGCGCUGCUGCGGGCGGUGCCGGCCGCGCUCGGGGCCCCGGCCCGCGGCUACGCCAAGAAACCCGUCGCCAAGGCCAAGAGCAAGGGCGCGCCGAAGGAGGCGGUGAAGGGGCCGGAGGUGUGCACGGACCCCACCAUGCUCGCCACCCACGCCAUGGGGGUCAACUACUUCAAGGAGGGCCCGGAGGUGGCCCUGAAGCCCGACUCCGAGUACCCCGACUGGCUCUUUAAGAUCCACCUCGGGCCCCCCAAGAAGCUGGAGGAGCUGGACCCUGACUCGCUCGAGUACUGGAGGCGCCUGAGGAAAUACAACACGUGGGAGCGCAACAAGUUGAAGAAGGGCAAGAAGCUGUAGGUGCUGCCAAGCUCAGGGCUGCCCCAUGUGCCAGCACAGGUGACACUGGGACUCGCUUCUGCUUUUGGUCUCCUGAUGUAAAUAAGAAAUAAAUUUGG